This is a messenger RNA of Pongo pygmaeus (Bornean orangutan), 2373 nucleotides long. It is a transcript of the gene CAPN6, whose product is annotated as calpain 6. NCBI's taxonomy places the organism in Eukaryota, Metazoa, Chordata, Mammalia, Primates, Hominidae. The record is from RefSeq and is a predicted model, not a curated record. Gene Ontology annotation, biological process: proteolysis. Bases 178 to 2103 code for a protein of 641 amino acids. The transcript has 13 exons. Gene Ontology annotation, cellular component: cytoplasm. Gene Ontology annotation, molecular function: calcium-dependent cysteine-type endopeptidase activity.
GCCCAAAUAGUUUUCAGGUUAAGAAAGCCAGAAUCUUUGUUCAGCCACACUGACUGAACAGACUUUUAGUGGGGUUACCUGGCUAACAGCAGCAGCGGCAACGGCAGCAGCAGCAGCAGCGGCAGCAGCAGCAACAGCAGCAGGGCUCCUGGGAUAACUCAGGCAUAGUUCAACACUAUGGGUCCUCCUCUGAAGCUCUUCAAAAACCAGAAAUACCAGGAACUGAAGCAGGAAUGCAUCAAAGACAGCAGACUUUUCUGUGAUCCAACAUUUCUGCCUGAGAAUGAUUCUCUUUUCUACAACCGACUGCUUCCUGGAAAGGUGGUGUGGAAACGUCCCCAGGACAUCUGUGAUGACCCCCAUCUGAUUGUGGGCAACAUUAGCAACCACCAGCUGACCCAAGGGAGACUGGGGCACAAGCCAAUGGUUUCUGCAUUUUCCUGUUUGGCUGUUCAGGAGUCUCAUUGGACAAAGACAAUUCCCAACCAUAAGGAACAGGAAUGGGACCCUCAAAAAACAGAUAAAUAUGCUGGGAUAUUUCGCUUUCGUUUCUGGCAUUUUGGAGAAUGGACUGAAGUGGUGAUUGACGACUUGUUGCCCACCAUUAACGGAGAUCUGGUCUUCUCUUUCUCCACCUCCAUGAAUGAGUUUUGGAAUGCUCUGCUGGAGAAAGCUUAUGCAAAGCUGCUAGGCUGUUAUGAGGCCUUGGAUGGUUUGACCAUCACUGAUAUUAUUGUGGACUUCACGGGCACAUUGGCUGAAACUGUUGACAUGCAGAAAGGAAGAUACACGGAGCUUGUUGAGGAGAAGUACAAGCUAUUUGGAGAACUGUACAAAACAUUUACCAAAGGUGGUCUGAUCUGCUGUUCCAUUGAGUCUCCCAAUCAGGAGGAGCAAGAAGUUGAAACUGAUUGGGGUCUGCUGAAGGGCCAUACCUAUACCAUGACCGAUAUUCGCAAAAUUCGUCUUGGAGAGAGACUUGUGGAAGUCUUCAGUGCUGAGAAGCUGUAUAUGGUUCGCCUGAGAAACCCCUUGGGAAGACAGGAAUGGAGUGGCCCCUGGAGUGAAAUUUCUGAAGAGUGGCAGCAACUGACUGCAGCAGAUCGCAAGAACCUGGGGCUUGUUAUGUCUGAUGAUGGAGAGUUUUGGAUGAGCUUGGAGGACUUUUGCCGCAACUUUCACAAACUGAAUGUCUGCCGCAAUGUGAACAACCCUAUUUUUGGCCGAAAGGAGCUGGAAUCAGUGUUGGGAUGCUGGACUGUGGAUGAUGAUCCCCUGAUGAACCGCUCAGGAGGCUGCUAUAACAACCGUGAUACCUUCCUGCAGAAUCCCCAGUACAUCUUCACUGUCCCUGAGGAUGGGCACAAGGUCAUUAUGUCACUGCAGCAGAAGGACCUGCGCACUUACCGCCGAAUGGGAAGACCUGACAAUUACAUCAUUGGCUUUGAGCUCUUCAAGGUGGAGAUGAACCGCAAAUUCCGCCUCCACCACCUCUACAUCCAGGAGCGUGCUGGGACUUCCACCUAUAUUGACACCCGCACAGUGUUUCUGAGCAAGUACCUGAAGAAGGGCAACUAUGUGCUUGUCCCAACCAUGUUCCAGCAUGGUCGCACCAGCGAGUUUCUUCUGAGAAUCUUCUCUGAAGUGCCUGUCCAGCUCAGGGAACUGACUCUGGACAUGCCCAAAAUGUCCUGCUGGAACCUGGCUCGUGGCUACCCGAAAGUAGUUACUCAGAUCACUGUUCAUAGUGCUGAGGACCUGGAGAAGAAGUAUGCCAAUGAAACUGUAAACCCAUAUUUGGUCAUCAAAUGUGGAAAGGAGGAAGUCCGUUCUCCUGUCCAGAAGAAUACAGUUCAUGCCAUUUUUGACACCCAGGCCAUUUUCUACAGAAGGACCACUGACAUUCCUAUUAUAGUACAGGUCUGGAACAGCCGAAAAUUCUGUGAUCAGUUCUUGGGGCAGGUUACUCUGGAUGCUGACCCCAGCGACUGCCGUGAUCUGAAGUCUCUGUACCUGCGUAAGAAGGGUGGUCCAACUGCCAAAGUCAAGCAAGGCCACAUCAGUUUCAAGGUUAUUUCCAGCGAUGAUCUCACUGAGCUCUAAAUCUCCAAUCUCAAAGAAUCCUGACAAAGCUUGCCACCCUUUUAUUUUCCGUCAGGUGCCAGGUCUUAGUUAAGAUUCACAAUCUUUAGAAAGAAUGAGAUUCACAAUAAUUAACUCUUCCUCUCUUCUGAUAAAUUCCCCAUACCUCCCAAUCCAAGUAGCAUCAGUAGCUACAUAACCUAUAUACCUCCAGCAGCUGGACAUGGGGAGGCGACAGUCCUAUCUAGACAUCAUACACAUUUGCCAAGAAAGGAUCUCUGGGGCUUCCGG